This is a messenger RNA of Fusarium vanettenii 77-13-4, 1539 nucleotides long. RefSeq lists its product as uncharacterized. The annotation marks the transcript as partial. The record is from RefSeq and is a predicted model, not a curated record. Lineage: Eukaryota; Fungi; Ascomycota; Sordariomycetes; Hypocreales; Nectriaceae. The transcript has a single exon.
GCACUCAGGUGUACGCGUACUGGCAGAAAAUGCGACGGAUAUGCAUCACCUCCAGCUCCUGUUGCGGGCCCAGUAGUACCAGCCAAGCCUGGGAAGCUCGCAUCCCAAGAGGGCAGGGCACAAGAGUUCUUUUACCAAAAGACUGUUCCAGAGCUUUCUGGAUUCUUUGGCCGAUCGUUCUGGAACACUGUUCUACAGUUCAGCCUGACGGAGCCUGCAAUUAGACAUGCUACCAUCGCCUUGGCAACCCUUCACGAGGAGCACAGUUCCCCCAUGGCGGCCACCGUACGGCCAAGGGACAACCUCAAGUUCGCGAUUCAAUCAUACAAUCGAUCGAUCAGCACUGUUCUGAAACGAGCUUCUGAUCCGACGUCGAUGCCUUUGGUGGCACUGGCCAGUAUUGUCUUCACCUGCCUCGAAUGCCUUUUGGGUGACCCCAAGGCAGCGGCCGCACACGUCGCCAGUGGUAUCGGCCUGCUCAAGAUGUGGCGAGAAAAGUCUGGACAGCCAGUCAGCUCCUGGGGCCAGAAUUACCGGAGCUUUGAGCUCUCCUUUGUGGAAACCCACCUGGCCCCCGUCUUGUGCACACUCAGUCUUUGUGUCGCAGAGUUUGGCACCCCCGUCGACUUGUAUCUCAAUCCGGUCGACUUCAAUAACUGUCCAAUCUUUGGAGAGCCGUUUCAAGAACUGUCAGAAUCGCGAGUUGGUCUCAUCGACAUCAUUACAGCGGUCGUAAGACUCGGACAGGAGGACGCCUCAGCACUUGAGGUUAGCGUCAAGGCAGCAAGCCUCAGCACCGCGCUUGAGAGCUGGAAAAUGAGAUUCGAUGAUCUUGUCCAACGAAGGGGGCCCUCGUGGAGUGACCAGGACCAAGGCGCCGCUGAUCUUGUACGCGUCAUGUGGCAGAGCACAGCCGUUGGUCUCUCCGUCGGCCUUGCAUCCGAAGAGACGGCAUGGGAUUCCCAUAAAAUAGCAUACGAGGAAAUCAUCCGCCUUGUCGAGGCGCUAAUAGCGCGGCAUAAAGACGAUCAAGCAUCGGCCACCUUUCAUUUUGAGAUGGGCAUCAUCUCGCCGCUUCAUCUGGUGGCGUGGAAAUGCAGGUGGCCCCAUCUCCGCCGAAAGGGCUUGGCUUUGCUUCUUGCUAGUUCCAGGCGGGAAUGCCUAUAUGAUGCAUUUCUCUAUCAUGCAGUCUUUUCGCGUAUCAUGGCAAUAGAAGAGGCUCACUGGGAAAACCCACACAGGGAGAUGUUGACGCUGGCCGACCUACCGCCCGAACAAGCCCGGAUUCAUCAUUUCUUCUGCGAGCCUGCGGUAUCGGCCACACAAAACGUCUACUCAUUGACGGUAUUCUCAAAACCGAACUGGCCUGAUACGAUGUGGUGUUCCAGAACCGAGUAUAUUGAUGCACCUGGCGGAGCCCGACCCAGCUCUCUGUCACCCACUUCGCCUCUGUCCAGGCUUCCCGUUGUGAACUUGUUUAGGACAGGACCUAUCUCCAAAGAAGUCCUACAAAAGAGACAACUACAGGUAGCAGUUUAG